Messenger RNA from Trypanosoma grayi, 2286 nucleotides. RefSeq lists its product as hypothetical. The record is from RefSeq and is a predicted model, not a curated record. NCBI's taxonomy places the organism in Eukaryota, Euglenozoa, Kinetoplastea, Trypanosomatida, Trypanosomatidae. The transcript has a single exon. Bases 1 to 2286 code for a protein of 761 amino acids.
AUGCCGCCACCAAUGCCUCCACGUCAGUUUAAAGAGGACGCGGUGUGGCGUCUUCUGCUGGAAGAUGAAGGCAUGCGAGGGCAGCUGCUUUCGGAGCUCUCGCAGCUAGCUGAGGCGGCAGAAGGCCGCGCGGUGAGUGAAGCCCCACUCACACUACGGCUGAUCUUACACACCUUGGAGGUCUCAGCGCGGAGCCCAGCGCUCGGCACGCUUCUCGUGGAGCAUCCGCGACGUCUCGACGACGUCAUGGGUGAGGCGCUGACACGGUGGCUGCGCAAUGAGGCUGACGCAACGACACGUGGAAGGCCAAGUAGCGCGUUGCAGGAUGGCUGUCAUCACAUGUUGACGGCAGCGCACUCGUUCGCUCAGCACUCCGCUGAGAACGGUGGUGAAUGCCCGAUAUGUCCGUGGAUCGUGCAGUGGCCUCGUGCUUUUAGGGAGGCGUUGCGCUCUGGUGCAGUAAAAGUGGCCCUGCGUAGCGCAUUAAGUGCGUUGCCUAGCUUCCUCAUGACCCAACCAUUAUAUUCGCCCCUCCAACGGCCAGGAGACGCUGCAAUAGGAGCUGGGCAGUGGAUGGAGGUUAUUGGCCAUGUGACAGGCAUAUUUUUCCUUCACCGUGAAUCGAUUGAGCCAGAGCCCAUGAUUGGGAUGCAGCCACUGCUUGCCAACUGUAAUGGAGUGAUGGGGCAGUCUCCGAUCUGGAUAGAUCUCUCGUUCCUGCCGCAGUCCGAGAGGCGGGCGUUGGCAGUUAUUGGGGAACGUGUUCAUGUUGUGGGUCUGCUAGAGGCGGCUAGCAAUGAUCUGGGUACUAUGCUUUACAGCAAACGUGGUGAUCUCUCAUCGUCUGUGCAGCUCGUGUUGGAAGCUCGUGCUGCCCGUACGGCCAAAUUUGUCUCUCAGUGGUCGCAGGAUCCGUUUAUGACCGCAACCGCUGAUACGACAUCCCCAUCCUUCUUGUGUGUAAACGGCGAUGGCGCCUUUGAUGUUAACGGGGAAGAUGAGGUGACCGCCCUUCGUCAGGCCAAGUGCUCCUGGAAGGGUGUGGCAGGAGCCGCGGCUUUCGCUUCAGCAAAGGCAACAGGUGGAUUUCGCCAACAAGACGGUGUGUGCCGAGUGGAAGCGUUCUUUGCAGCCUCAAAGGUUUUUUUGCUCCCAACAGCACUAUGGGCUGCUGUUGGCAUUUCCCUCACGUCUGCAGCGGUGCCGGAUUCCGCUAUUGCGGCCUCCGUAGUUGGUCCUACAGAUGCUCUUUCCGUCUUGCAAACCUUCCUGUUGGAAUUUGGCGCUGAAACUGGUAUGGUGAUACCCCUGGUGCGCGGUGUGGAAGGAGCACUUCUCCCAACAUAUGCACGCACGCCGGCUUCGCAAGUGGCUUUCCCGAUGAGUGUCGAGGCGGGAAGCUGUGUCGAGUCGGUGCGUGCGGGGCUGCUGAACAUGGUGUACCAGCGAGUCCUCUUUGCCCCCGCACUGCAUGCCGUCCCGGCAUCUGCGCUGCAUGCCCUUCAAGGUGUUCUCGAGCACCACGAGCACGUCGUCGUGCGAGAAGGUGGUCAGAGAGUGAGCUGCAAAGCCGUAGGGGCUUUUAUUGGUGUGACACAAGAGAUAAUGUUGGUGCAGCAUCGUCAUCUGUUUCAGUUUUUAGAGCGUGGGGAUAUUGUUGUUCACGCCUCACCAUCAUCCCUCCGCCCACUGCAAGAGCAAGCUGAGAUGCUGCUGGAGAUGGUGCCUACCAGUGGUGGUUCGCAGGACAGCGGCAUGACCGAUUUCGUCAAGCACUGCACAAGUCAGUGGCACGUGUGGCGUGAGUGGGCUCGGGCCCCUUCAGUUGAAGAGCCUUUCACUCCACAACUCUCUGCCGCAUGUUCUGAGCUUUUGCGUACGUUUUUUCUCACAGCCAAGGCUAUUUGCGCUGAGGCGACCGACGUGAGCAUGAUGAACACUUUGGUGAAGCUCACCUCCGCGCAUGCGCUCCUUCGUCGCAGAGCACCUUGGCGAUACAAGCGCGAUGGAAACAAAUUGACAGAUUUGGUGGCAUGUGUUUGCCCCGCGACUAAAACGGAGAACGGUGAUUUUACGGCACUCGUUGAUGCCGUGGUGGCAAUAGCACUCUGCGAUGCAUCAUUGAAGUUCAUAGCUGGUGUUUCCCUCAUUGGGGAGCUAUCCGUUUUUGAUCUGAUAGCGUCCGACGACCAGUUCAAUAUCGUUCAGUUCGCGAAGCAACUACACGAACAUCUUACUGCUAGCCUCUCAGAGGCUGAGGGGUGUAAGGGGCUCGGACGCCGAUAG